AUGGCCGCGAUCGCGAAAGACGGGUUAUUAAAUAAGUUACCAAUUAUUGUGAUUUUGGGUGCGACUGGUACAGGAAAAUCCAAAUUGGCUUUGGAAGUUGCAAAGCAGUUCAAUGGUGAAAUCAUUAGUGCGGACGCAAUGCAGGUGUACAAGGGAUUGGAUAUAGUGACCAACAAAGUGACAAAGGAGGAACAGAAGGAGGUUCCCCACCAUAUGAUAGACUACCUCGGGCCUGGGGAACCUAUAAAGGUGGUGGACUUCAGGGAUAAGGCGCUUCGUGUGAUAGACGAUCUCCAACAACGCCGCAAAGUUCCGGUGAUCGCCGGGGGAACUUACUACUAUGUGGAGUCCCUGCUGUGGAACUUCCUCAUGGAUGCGUCUCCUCCUCCUCAGAAGCGGCCGCGCCUGGAUGUGAGCGGUCUGGGGAACCUGAGCUACCUGAUCGCCGACACAAUGGACAAUGUGAUGGUGGACCCAGUGGAGAAACUGGCUGCAGGAGACAAGGAGAAACUCCACCAAGCUCUGCAGAGUGUGGAUCCUGCAAGAGCAAAUGAGUUGCACCCGAACAACGUCAGGAAAGUUAUCAGAGGUUUCUGUGUGCUUCAGUCACACGAAGUCAAACUCUCUUUAGGUCACAAGAACUGGGUUGCUUAUAAAGAUAAAUUUUCGGGAAACUUGGAUGCUCCACCUUAG
Molecule: messenger RNA, 693 nt
Organism: Macrosteles quadrilineatus (aster leafhopper)
Lineage: Eukaryota; Metazoa; Arthropoda; Insecta; Hemiptera; Cicadellidae
Product: tRNA dimethylallyltransferase-like
Exons: 4
Coding region: 1-693 (230 amino acids)
Biological process (GO): tRNA modification
Cellular component (GO): mitochondrion
Molecular function (GO): tRNA dimethylallyltransferase activity
Source: RefSeq, a predicted model, not a curated record